AAAGCGCCCAUACACGUAGUUAUCCUCUUGCUACCGUUGGCCAGACUCCGCUCUCUUUCGUUCUACACUCUCCUCGACCAUUUCCAGCCACUUGUUAGCUCGCGAAUAUGGUGAAAUCAACAAUAGUUGUCAGGGCCACUGAUGCUCUUCCUCUGGCUGCUACAGUAGAUGAUGAACAGACAGAACAAGCACUUCAGGAGCACAAACAACAAGCAAAGCUCAUCUUCAGGCGAAUAACUCCUAACGUUGAGCCGAGGUGUUCUAUUGAAAGCGGACCAUACACCUUGCAUUAUCUUCUUGCCGACAAUGUCGUCUAUCUUGUUUUUACUGACAAGUCAUAUCCACGGAAACUUGCCUUCUCAUACCUCGACGAGAUCUCGAAGGAGUUUGCGACGUCAUAUGGUGCAAAGGUUGACUCUGUCAGGAAGCCAUACGCGUUUGUAGGAUUUGACACAUUCAUGGCCAAAACUGCCAGGCUCUACCAAGACACUCGACAGGCAGGGGCAGGGUCUUCGAAUCUGGACAAGCUGAAUGAUGAGUUGCAUGAUGUUACGAGAAUUAUGACCAAGAACAUGGAGGAGCUUCUGUGGCGAGGCGAUUCGCUUGACAGUGCGUCUGUUUUGCUUAUCCUUAUCCUCUACACUCUGACUUCGGAUUAGGGAUGUCCCACCUCUCAACAUCCUUGCGGUCCGAAUCAGAAAAAUAUCGCAAAGCUGCACGUAACGUUAACGUACAAGCUAUGAUUCGACAAUAUGCACCAGUGGCCGCCAUCGUCUUCAUCAUCAUUCUUCUACUAUGGUGGCGGCUGUUCUAGCGUCUCUUUUCACAUACCCUUCACCUCUAGGUUCAUGUCUAUAUAUUAUACUUCUGUUGUUUUGGAUUC
Somion occarium is the source of this 883-nucleotide messenger RNA. Lineage: Eukaryota; Fungi; Basidiomycota; Agaricomycetes; Polyporales; Cerrenaceae. The record is from the annotation of a GenBank genome assembly.